Engraulis encrasicolus (European anchovy) is the source of this 5557-nucleotide messenger RNA. It is a transcript of the gene prkacba, whose product is annotated as protein kinase, cAMP-dependent, catalytic, beta a. Gene Ontology annotation, biological process: protein phosphorylation. Gene Ontology annotation, cellular component: nucleus. Bases 2041 to 3231 code for a protein of 396 amino acids. The transcript has 11 exons. NCBI's taxonomy places the organism in Eukaryota, Metazoa, Chordata, Actinopteri, Clupeiformes, Engraulidae. Gene Ontology annotation, molecular function: protein serine/threonine kinase activity; ATP binding. The record is from RefSeq and is a predicted model, not a curated record.
UAGGAGCGAGCAAGCCUGAGCAAGGAGUAUUUUAGACAGCUAACGGUAGCUCACUGUUUUCACUGUGUGGGACUAGCUAGCUACCCCACCACUGUCUGGUGGUAGCUAAGGUUAACUCUGUUAUGGCAUUCUGUCAGUGUAUAAAAUGUUAAGUGAUGCCAGGGUCGAAGAGGUGUCUUCAUCAAUGAAUCAAUCACGAGCUACUGUUUUGUCCUGCGAGUUGGAUCCACAUAGUCGAUUUUUUGGGUAGCUAGCUAGCCAGCUACCCGGCUAACAUUUAAUAAAGGUGGCUGGCUACUUGCAGCAAUUGAUUUUGGGUGGACUAGCGGGAUACCUGAGGACAAGAAAAUAAAGCUGAUUCAAGAGCCACUCUUCUCUUCAUUGAGCCCUCUGCUUCUUUGCCAUCUGGUCGUCAUAACUUGUGCAAAAUGGGAAACGCCGCAACCGCCAAAAGAGGCAACGAACUAGAAAGCGGCCUAGUAAACAGGUAUGACUCUUUACAAUGCAGUGUGUCAUAGAUGCAGCAUGUUUUAUUUACUCGCCUCCUGUGCUGGAAGCUAUGUGUGAACUCGCAUGACCUGAGGUAGCAAUACUUGAAGGGCAGGAGACGAAUUACUCUUCUACUUAAAAUGCCAGCACUCUCUUGACAGUGAUAACGUGUGUGUGUGUGUGUGCGUGUGUGUGUGUAAUGUGACACGUGUCACAUUACAAUUGUAAUGUGACACUUGUGUUUGUUUGGUGUUUUUGCAUUACUUUAACUGUUACCAUACUUCAUAAGUCAACAUUGCACAUGAUCUGUGUUGGCAUUUGCCAAAAUGGGCAAAUCUACCAUUUUCCCUUUUCACGGGUACAACUUUUGUCAAAAUUAUUAUUAUUAUUAAGUGUUAUCACAGUGGUGUAGUCUACGUAGAACUCAGGUAUACGGAGUAUACCCACAUCAAAAUUUCAGGGAUUUCAGUAUACCCACUUAAAAUUGAUUGGUCCAUUAUUUAGAAAAGCACAAAUGUAUACAGUAUACCCACUUCAAAAAAUGCUAAAAUAUACAGUUUACCCACCAUAAAAAAGUAGACUACACCACUGUGUUAACACAACAUGGAUACCACCACAAUGAUAUGCUUUGAAGUAAUAACAGGCAAUUGAGAUGCAUAUAAAGUGUUGACGUUUUUAACACGUUGAGUUGAUGGCAGGUUUUGUUGCAUGAAACUGUCCUCGGUUGAGCAAAUUAUUUAUUUAAUCUGGUGAUGCUCUAGUCACUGGCCUGAUAUAUUUGGAUUAAAUACACAGCCAAAUUAAUCUAGCCAUCUAGCGGGCAGACCCAUGUUGAUCCCUGGCUUAAUGGUUCAGUUAUAAUCACUUUCCAAAUGGUAAUAAAAUGUAACUGCACAGGUGGAGUUGCCAGCACAGUUUAGUGUCAAGUCAGAUCAAUUUGUUACAAUACAUGGAUGUAUUAUUAUUAUUAUUAUUAUUAUUAUUUCCACACAGAAUGAGCAUGUCAUCAAGGCUCAUUCUUCAGAUUAUUCUUCAGACCUAUGAACAGCUGCCUUGUGAGAGAGAGAGAGAGAGAGAGAUAGAGAGAGAGAGAUUUUAUUUUACUGCCUUGAUAUAGCCUUGUUCUUUUGGUUGUUGCAGUAACGUUUUAGUAUUUGCAUGUCUUCGUUUGUGCGUGUGCACUGCACGAUGUGCACGUGUGUAUAUUGCAAUAGUACUAUUGGGUUGGGAAACUUGUUGGCUUUCUGUGUUAAUCAGGCACCUAUUUUGCAUACAACUAAUGUCUGUGUAUCCAGUUCAGUGGAACGUUUCUUAACCCUCCCAAUGAAAAAAAAAUGAAAUUUGAAAAAGCAAAAAAAAGCUGCGCAAUCAUAGUCCGGAAGCACAACCAACCACCCGUGUGCAUGGUUUGAGUGUGAUCUGCGGAGUCUGGCAAACAGGCCUACAGUAGACUUAUACCAAAACAGGAAGUGCUUGUCUUGAAGAUAGUCAGCUUGCCACUAGUGCUCUGCUCACUGAGUGGAUGUGCUCCCAUGAAGAAGGUUAGUCUCCAUGGCUCAGGGAAAAGAUCAGGGGGGCUUUGCCCAGUCAAUGGGCACCAACACGGCUCUUCAGAAGUUAGACGUGUUAGCCAGUCGAUUUUUUAAGUACCGGAAGGGGGGCCAAGAGCAAAAAGCCCAAGAACAUGAAGGACAUACUCUUUCAGAGUACACCACGAUCUGGGAUAGAACAAUGAAAGAGUUCUUAGCCAAAGCCAAAGAAGACUUUUUAAGGAAAUGGGAAUGUCCACCUCAGAGCACAACACGACUUGAUGACUUCGACAGAUUGAAAACUCUUGGCACAGGCUCGUUCGGACGUGUGAUGUUGGUGAAGCACCGUGCAACAGACAAGUACUAUGCAAUGAAGAUCCUGGACAAACAGAAAGUGGUGAAGUUGAAACAGAUAGAGCACACCCUAAAUGAAAAGAAAAUACUUCAAGCUGUGUCCUUCCCAUUUCUUGUGAGGCUGGAGUAUGCUUUCAAGGACAACUCCAAUUUAUACAUGGUUAUGGAGUAUGUUCCCGGCGGAGAAAUGUUUUCACACUUGAGACGAAUUGGGAGAUUCAGCGAACACCAUGCCAGGUUUUAUGCAGCACAGAUAGUACUCACCUUCGAGUACCUCCACUCCUUAGACCUCAUCUACAGAGACCUGAAACCUGAGAACCUUCUUAUAGACCAACAAGGAUACAUUCAGGUCACAGACUUUGGCUUUGCCAAAAGAGUAAAAGGUAGAACAUGGACUCUGUGUGGAACUCCUGAGUACUUAGCCCCAGAAAUAAUCCUUAGCAAGGGCUACAAUAAAGCUGUGGAUUGGUGGGCACUGGGCGUUCUGAUCUACGAGAUGGCAGCGGGGUACCCACCCUUCUUUGCAGACCAGCCGAUUCAGAUUUACGAGAAAAUAGUCUCUGGCAAGGUACGAUUUCCAUCCCACUUCAGUUCAGACCUGAAGGACUUGCUUAGGAACCUGCUCCAGGUAGACCUAACAAAGCGCUUUGGGAACCUGAAAAAUGGAGUUAACGACAUCAAGAAUCACAAGUGGUUUUCAACAACUGACUGGAUUGCCAUCUACGAGAGGAAGGUGGAAGCGCCUAUCAUACCAAAGUGCCGGGGCCCAGGGGACACCAGUAACUUUGACGACUAUGAAGAGGAGGACAUUCGUAUCUCAGAUACUGAGAAGUGUGCUAAGGAAUUCCUUGAAUUUUAAUUAAUUUAAGAUUUGAGCAGGACUCCAUUGGAAAUUCGUACAGUUUGAGGUAUUUUGAGUUUGUCCUUAUUUUUUGUUUUUGUUUUGUUUUUUGUUUUAUGUUGUUUUUUUAUGUCAAGAAGAAGUUGAGAACAUCCUGUGUUCAAAUGUAUGCCUACUUCUUUUCUCCAUUCCAUAAGGCUGAAUGAGAUCCUUAAUGCCAAGAUCUUUGUGCGGAUUUUGCACAGCCUAAAACCCAGGCAUAAUGUGGGGAAGCUGACCUUGCUGCAACAAAAACCUUGUCUUUUUUUAUAGUUUUUUGUUUGUUUGUUUGUUUGUUUGUUUUUCUGUUCAUAGCCAUACUCUAGUAUAAGUAAUAUUAUCCACCUCCGCAAAGAAGAAAAUGAGUAUGUGAAAGAGUUCACACUGUAUCUAUGAACCACUCAGAUUAGAUGAUGCAACAAUGGCUUUCUGUUAACACUGUUUUCUUUUCUUUCUUUUUUUUCAUUCACAGAAUGGUGUUGCACAUUCAUUUUGGUCACUUGGUUUUUAACCUCACUUGCCUGUUACAUGUUUUCUACUAUUACAGCUAAAUGGCUUUUUUUCCUGUUUGCACUUGUUGUAGGACCAUCUUAUGUCGUCUUUGCUAUCAUUUUUGCACUUUACGUUUGUGUGUAUGUGUGUCGGUUUGCUGUUGCAGAAGUGUAAAUGACGAGAAGCAUCCAGAGUUAUACAGCAUCACAAUACAGUACUUGAGCCAUUCUUGAGUCAUAUGUUAAAGGGCAUUUCAGAGGUACGAUUUAUGAUUUAUGAGAUAAAAUAUAUUAUUUAAAAGCUAUAAUUAAUCAUGAUUUCCUUAACUUAUCCCAUUUUUAUCUAUUUUUAAGCUUAAAACAUUUUAUUUUGUUGAUUUUGUCAUUCUGUUACUACUUUGAGAAGGUUCAAUGCACAUUUGAAACAAUCACGAUGAGCUAAGGAAGACCAACACUGAGCAUAUGUACAAUACAGAAACAUUUGAGAUAAUAUAUUGUAUUAUUUUUUUCCCUCACUUCAAAGCGCUGUGUCUUUGUCUGUGGUGUGAGUAUAAAAAAAAAUACCAUGUGUAGAUAAUGACCAAAAGUGAACAGUAAUAGUAAUACACUUGAAUGAAGAACACAGUCACAGACUGCUUGUUUGAUUUUAGCCAUGUCCUGAUGUUUUUGCUUCUUCAAGCACUGUACAGAAACAUACACCUCUACAUCACAAACGUCCUCCUGCCCCUUCUUCAGACCAGAACCGUGUCAGUGAGUUUGAUCCCUUUCAUCCCCAUGUGUUUCCACCUGACAUCCAUAGUGGCAUUGUUCAGAGCAGGCAUAGUCAUCAUUAGCCAUCUCUCCCUGAAAUGCAAAAGUGACGUUUAUUUUGACAGGAAUGUCAAGACAUCACAAAUUUCAUCUUUUUUUCUCCAAAGAUGUUUGGGGGCCUGCUAAAAUAUGUAUGUUCAAUAUGUGGUAGAGCAGAUAAUGCUAAGGCACAUGCACACCUGCCCUGUUCAUUUUUUCCCUGAUGUGACAUUUUGUAUACGUAAAGGAAAUUGAGGGCAAGAUGCCUCACGGGGAGUUUCAUUCUGUUGGUGUUCAUUCAUAUUUUUUGUAUUUAAAAAAAAUGUUUAUUCAUAUCGGGUCAAUGUACAUUUUUGCCGUUUCAGUGUAUUUAUUUUCACCACCAUGAAGUCAUUGAACUUGCACCAUUCAAAGAUCAGUUCGUUCAGAAAUGCAAUGUUUCAAUGUCAUUUACAAUGCCGACAGUCCAUUCCUUUUUUUUUCCAAUAAUUGAGGGGGGAGCCUUCCUGCAAAUGUAUUUAAUUUUACAAAAUGGUCUGUUUGAGACCACCAUUCAGUAGUCAUAGAUUGUAACCCUGCAGUGUCCUAGUGAGUGAGUGAAUGAGUGGGUGCAUCCUGAGAUGUCUGAGGUACUGUGUGUGGUCCAGGGGUGAUUCUAGACCAAAAUUACCAGGGGGGCCAAGGUGGGGCUAUUAUUUUUUCAGGGGGCACAUAAAUUGGCAAAAGAGAUACAUUUUUCAUGUUAUGAAUAUAAUAAAUACAAAAAUGUAUAUCAUGCCACGGUCAUUGGCUGUCCAGCACAGGGGCCACAACAGGAGCCAGGAUAAAAUCUACAGGGGCCCUGGCCCACCCUGUUCCCUGUCUAGAAUCGCCCAUGGUGUGGUGGUCAUUGAAGAAGUGGGGUGUGUCAGCAGGCAUGUUAUAAUGACGAAGAAGGCCUUGCCCAGGCCACUGAAAGGUUGCAAUGGGAUUGUAAACUGACACAAAAAGGGGGAGGGAUAUGGCUGGUUUAAAUUGAAGUCCAG